Messenger RNA from Symphalangus syndactylus (siamang), 2590 nucleotides. RefSeq names its product radical S-adenosyl methionine domain containing 1 (gene RSAD1). Gene Ontology annotation, molecular function: 4 iron, 4 sulfur cluster binding; coproporphyrinogen oxidase activity. NCBI's taxonomy places the organism in Eukaryota, Metazoa, Chordata, Mammalia, Primates, Hylobatidae. The record is from RefSeq and is a predicted model, not a curated record. Gene Ontology annotation, biological process: porphyrin-containing compound biosynthetic process. Gene Ontology annotation, cellular component: cytoplasm; mitochondrion.
GGCGCCCGGCAGGUGGCGCCGCAGCCCCGGGCCCGGGCCUUCUCGUUGCGCGGUCACGCUGCCCCUCUUCCUUCCGCCGGCUGCGCACUCACAGUGAACCCUGCGCGCGUCUCCUGUUGGGGUGCGUGCCCCGCGCUACGCUGGGCGCCAUGGCGUUCCCCGGAGCCCGGGCCCGCGUCUGGGCGGCAGCAGCCAGAGCGGCCCAGAGGGGCCACCGCGUGGAGAACGCAGGAGAGUCCCCGAGUCCUGAGCCUGCGGGCCGGCGCGCGGCGCUUUACGUACACUGGCCUUACUGCGAGAAGCGCUGCAGUUACUGCAACUUCAACAAGUACAUCCCUCGCCGCGUGGAGGAGGCUGCCAUGCAGAAGUGUCUGGUGACCGAAGCGCAGACGCUGCUGCGGCUCAGCGGGGUGCAAUGGGUGGAGUCUGUGUUCUUCGGUGGGGGGACCCCCAGUUUAGCCAGUCCCCACACGGUGGCUGCUGUCCUGGAGGCUGUGGCACAGACAGCCCACCUGCCUGCAGACUCGGAAGUCACAUUGGAGGCUAAUCCUACUUCAGCUCCGGGCUCCAGACUGGCAGAGUUCGGGGCAGCAGGGGUCAACAGGUUGUCUAUAGGCCUCCAGUCCCUAGAUGACACUGAGCUCCGGCUGUUGGGACGGACGCACUCAGCCUGCGAUGCUCUGCGGACGCUGGCAGAGGCCCGGCGCCUCUUUCCCGGGCGCGUGUCUGUGGAUUUGAUGCUGGGGCUGCCAGCACAGAAGGUGGGGCCGUGGCUUGGGCAGCUGCAGGAACUGCUGCACCACUGUGAUGACCACCUCUCCCUCUACCAGCUGUCCCUGGAGCGGGGCACCGCACUCUUCGCCCAGGUGCAGCGGGGUACCCUUCCAGCCCCUGACCCGGAGCUCGCAGCUGAGAUGUACCAGAGGGGCCGGGCCGUUCUUCGGGAGGCUGGCUUCCACCAGUAUGAGGUCUCCAACUUUGCCCGGAAUGGAGCGCUCAGUACCCACAAUUGGACUUACUGGCAGUGUGGUCAGUACCUUGGCAUUGGGCCUGGGGCCCAUGGGCGAUUUAUGCCCCAGGGGGCUGGAGGCCACACCCGGGAGGCUCGAAUCCAGACACUGGAGCCUGACAACUGGAUGAAGGAGGUGAUGCUGUUUGGCCAUGGCACCCGGAAGCGUGUCCCCCUGGGCAGGCUGGAGCUGCUGGAGGAAGUUUUGGCCCUGGGGCUACGCACCGAUGUGGGGAUCACUCACCAGCACUGGCAGCAGUUUGAGCCCCAGCUGACCCUGUGGGACGUGUUUGGAGCGAACAAGGAGGUGCAGGAGCUGCUGGAGCGGGGCCUACUGCAGCUGGAUCACAGGGGUCUUCGGUGUUCCUGGGAGGGUCUGGCUGUGCUAGAUUCUCUCUUGCUGACGCUCCUGCCUCAGCUCCAAGAGGCCUGGCAGCAGAGAACCCCCUCCCCUGUGCCAGGAGGAUGACAAAAUGUUCCUGUGUUCCAGGGUAAUGCCAGGUGGGUUUUGAGAGCCGGUCGGUACUGCAGACAUCUCUUCUGCAUUGUCGGGUGCCGUCUCUGCUGCAUGUGGUCAUUGGCCAGCCCUGGCAUCCCCAGGGGAAUGGCAGCAGUGAGGUAGAUGGGAGGACAUUUCUGGUCGGUGAACUGGCAUCCCAUUCAGCUUCUCAGGACUCACAGGCCAGCAUGUGUUCCGUGGCUGGGAAUUGCCUACCACCCACAUCAGCUUCUGUUUACCUUUUUGGCAUCAAAUAAUGAACAGUGUUUGGAAAUCUUUCUACAGGCAACUACCUCCCCAAGAGAAGCCUUCCUUACUUUGGAGUAAGGUCCUAAGACAGCUGGAUGAGUCAGGAAAACCAUGUCCCCUCUAGGUAUUAUUAAUAUAAGCAGGAAGGGAUCUAUUAUAGGAAUGAGGUAUUUAUAAAACCACUGAAAGGGACAGAGAAGUGAAAAUUGGAGAAAGCCAGUAACAACUGUCAGAAAUCAGCAACAUGCAGGAGGCACAGAAAACUCCUGCUGAUGGUCUCAGCUUCCAGCAGCACAAAAGCAGAUGAUGUACUGGAAAGUGCUCAGAAGAUGCUACAAAACCUCAUGCCUACUGUCUGCCACUGCUGGAAAAGGAAUCAUGGUUUCUAGACGUGCCUCUCAUUAGUGGACUUUAAAGCAAAUCCUGGCUGGCAGGAAAUUCUGAGGAAUAUAGUUCUUAGGCUUCCAGCCUCUACCAUGCAGGAGAGAACACAGAAGGACUGAUACAUGUUGGUGGAUCCAUGUAUGUGUCCAGCACAGCGGCCUGCUGGACUCUGAGAACUGGGAAAGAUCAGAGCAAGCCUUGUCUCUUACUUCAGGAAACCAGAAUAUGUUUGGGGUGGUAGGAGCCACGCAGACUCUCCUGAGUCCCCUCACUGACUUCCUUCCCCCUGUGCCUUUCCUUUGAGAGUGAAGGUGGGUGGAGUUGACCAGAGAAAGGGGAGAGAAUUCAGGAAAGACCCAAAGUGUUUGUAAUUCUUCUUUGUCCUUUUACCUACAGAAAUGGUCACAUGGUUCUAUUUAAAUAGCCUAAUAAACACAUCUGGAGCCUGU